GAGCCCCCGUCCAUCUCCGCCACCACUCAUCGCGUUAACGCUACACGUUCACUAUCCACGCUCAUAUCUGAAUUACCGCACCUAAUAGACUACAGCGCUAGAACGAGACUUGACUCCAUCACUUGAUUCCCGCUUACCGGAGAUCCGAGCGAAACAAUGGAAGAUCAACAGAUCCUCCUCCAGGAUGCCCUCACCAUUGUCCGCCAACAGACGGCUUUGAUGCGAAAGUGCUUGGAGACGCCUGGGAAGCUUAUGGAUGCUCUGAAAUGCAGGUAUGUGCAAUUGGGGGGAGAAUUUUUCAUCCGAGGGAGGGGAGGGGAGGCUGACGGCGGGGUUGGUAUAGCUCUACGCUGGUGUCGGAACUUCGAACGAGCUCGUUGGGACCUAAACAAUAUUACGAGCUUUACAUGGCCGUCUUCGAUGCUUUGAGGCAUCUUUCUCUCUAUUUAAGAGAGAGUCACCCGGUGAAUCAUCUAGCGGAUCUGUACGAGCUGGUGCAGUAUGCAGGUUAGUGAUGGCUGGAAACGUUGAGACUCUCGGCUCAUUCUAUAUCAAACUCUAGGGAAUAUAGUUCCGCGGUUGUAUCUUAUGAUUACGGUUGGGACGUUAGUAUUCUGCGCUCUAGCUUCUAGUGGACGAGUUCUAACACUUGAUAGUGUGUACAUGUCUAUCGAGGAUGCACCGGUCAAGGAGAUCAUGAAAGAUAUGAUGGAGAUGAGUCGUGGGGUUCAACACCCUAUCAGGUAUGGGUCUACUUGCUGUGGGGAUGCGGCAUGUUAACAUAGUUUGCAGAGGGUUGUUUUUGAGAUAUUAUCUGUCUGGCCAAUCGCGAGAUUACCUACCCACGGGGAAUAGUGAAGGGUUUGAUCUCCCUCAUUGACUGCAUUGCGAAGCGACUGACAGUGUAUAUGAUAGCCCCGAAGGUAAUUUUCAAGACUCGAUCUCUUUCAUAAUUACCAACUUCAUCGAGAUGAACAAACUAUGGGUCCGGUUGCAACACCAGGGUCACUCACGGGAACGCGAGAAGAGAACACAGGAGAGGAAAGAGCUUCAAUUACUGGUGGGAAGCAAUUUGGUUAGAUUGAGUCAACUUGUCGACCUUGAGACAUACAAGAAUAUUAUCCUGGCCCCCUUAUUGGAGCAGGUCGUCCAAUGUCGUGAUGUAUUGGCGCAAGAGUAUCUCCUUGAAGGUAGCUCCGGCCAUCAUUUUUUUCACCUCAACGAGAGCUCGCGAUGCUGAUGAUUCACAGUAAUAACGCAGGUUUUCCCGGAUGAAUUUCAUCUUCACACCCUUGAUCAGUUCCUUUCUGCUACUGCCAGACUUAACCCAAAUGUAAAUGUCAAGGCUAUUGUGAUUGGCAUUAUGGAUCGACUCUCGGCCUACGCUGCUCGUGAGGCUGAGUCCGAAUCCCCCGAAGAGAAAUUAAGAAAGGAGGAAGAGGCUGUGCAGGGUUUGCUGAAGAAGUUAAGACUCCAGGAAGCCAAUAAUGCGGAGGAAAACAAACCAGUGGAUCCAGUCGUCGCAGACAAACGACCGCCGAUCAUGGAAGCUAAUGGGAACGAGGGCUUCAAAGAGGUGGAGGAUGAGGGAUUCAAGGAUGGCGAUGAUACGACAAAUCCCCCAACAGAUGGUGCGAAACCUGCGGAGGCUUCGACUGGGGAUACAGUUGAGAGUGAGGAUAAGGGUGGGAAUGCGGACAAGGACUCAAAAACGGUGGAUGGGUCCUCUGCGGAAUCUACGGAGAAGCUCCCAAGAGGUAUUCCGGAGGAUGUAAAGCUGUACGAGAUUUUCUUCAAACAGGUGUUAAAUCUGGUCAAUGUAAGAGCACACACGAGGAAUUUUGGACACACUUCAGGAUCGUCGGCUGAUUUCUACGUUUCUUCGAAGGCCCAAAAUCUUCCAAUUCAGGACAUAAUCGCCCUCCUGGUAUCGCUAGCCAAUCUGGCAUUGAAUAUAUAUCCAGACCGAUUAGGUAUUUCAAUCCUUUCCUAGCAAUUGCGAGAGUAAAAUGCUAAUCGUGCUCAGAAUAUGUCGACCAAAUCCUUUCGUACGUCCAAUGAUAUCACCACCCGUCCACGGAUGCUAAUAUUACGCAAUAGGUAUACCCACAAAAAGGUGUCAGAAAUGGCCAACAGCGCAGACCUGCACUCUCCACAGUGCCAGCAACAUAUACUAAAUCUCAUGCUUGCCCCUGUCAAAUCAUAUGCCUCCCUCUUCACUGUGCUUGCCCUGCCGAGCUACCUCCCCCUUUUGCACACACAAUCAUACCCAACUCGCAGAUCUGUGGCGGGGGUCGUUGCACAGAACAUUUUGAAGAACCAGACCGAGAUUUCCACCCCAGAGCACGCCGAGGGUGUAUUCGAGCUGCUGCGCGUAUUGAUUCGAGAAGGAGCGCAGCAGCAAGCAGGAUAUCCUGGAGCGCAAGCAGCUAGAAAAGGUAGGGAUAUUGAGACCGACGAAACGGUUGAGGAGCAAGGCCGGUUGGCAAGGAUAGUGCACCUAUUAUGUAGUGACAAUAAUGAUACCCAAUUCAAGGUAGGACGAACCCUUAAUGACGGGACUUUAGCGUUGCUGAUGAUUCGGGACAUAGCUCCUGCAAACAGCCCGGAAAGCGUUCAGCGAGGGUGGCGAUAGGAUCAGAUAUACAACCCCUGCUCUAGUUACCUCCGGAAUCAAACUCGCCCGGCGCUAUAAACUCCGAGAGCAUUAUGACAAUGAAUGGCAAACCAUGAGCACAGCUCUCUAUAAAUUCUUGCAUCAGACGGUUACCUCGAUAUAUGCUCGAGUCGGCGCGCCGGAUUUGUGUCUUCGACUUUUCCUUUUCUGCGGUCAGGUAUCAGAUCAGACGGAAUUCGAAGAAGUCGCAUAUGAAUUUUUUGCGCAGGCCUUUACCGUAUACGAAGAGGCAAUCUCAGACUCCCGGGCCCAGUUCCAGGCGGUGUGCGUCAUCGCCAAUGCGUUGCAUUCGACCCGAAACUUUUCAAAGGAAAACUACGAUACUCUGAUCACGAAAUGUGCGCAGUAUGGUAGCAAGCUUCUCAAGAAGCCGGACCAGUGUCGUGCGGUCUACCUGGCAUCACAUCUUUGGUGGGCCGUCGAAAUACCCGCCAGAAGUGAGGAUGAAAGGUCGCCGCUGUACAGGGACGGGAAGCGGGUCCUUGAAUGCCUUCAGCGUGCUCUGAGGGUAGCAGAUGCAUGCAUGGACACCGCGGUUAGCGUGGAGCUUUUCGUGGAGAUUUUGAAUAGAUACGUAUACUAUUUUGAUCGCCAAAAUGAGGCUGUAAGAUCCCUUCACACGCCACCCUCACAUCUGGAAUGUCUUGGAUUAUUUUACUCCCCCUUCUAUAUCUCAAGUGUGAAAUCUGACGUGGUUCUUGGGUGAUAUCAGGUUACGGUCAAGUAUCUCAACGGGCUUAUAGAACUGAUUCAAUCCAACCUCAGUUCUAAUGACAGCUCAACCACUGAGACGCCGAGAAAGCACUUUGAGAGAACCCUGGACUACAUUGCAUCUAGGGACUUUGCUGGCGUAGUUUUGGACCCAAAGUAGAAUACCGGGGGGGGGGGGGGGGGUAGUUUUCGAUGUUUUGCGGUUCUUUUCGGGAGGUGGUGGUUGGGGUAAAAAAAAAGGGGGGGGGUUUCAUCCUGGAGACUUAACCUGUGCUGUGGUAGUUGUGAUGGACGAGAGAUGUGAUGUGCGUUUUUUCAUUGUAGGUUAGACUUGACAAAAUCCAAGGCGAUAUCAGUAGGCUGGUGGAAAUGACAGUAGUUGCGGUUUCUUUCUCUCUCCCCACUCCCCACUCUCCUCUAUCCCUUUCUGCCUAUUUCUGUGGCAUUGCAGUUUGUACUCGAGGACCAGCAAGAGAAGUAGGCUACGAGAUGCAGAGUGUGUAGUGCAGAAUACUUUUACGGGUCCCGCCGCAGGCUCUUGGACGAAUAAUCUCAUGAGGGAUGGAUAUAAUAUGAUAAUAGGAAACUCUGAGCCCGCUACUGUACAUGUACGAUGCUUUCACUUGUACUCCGAGAGCAACUCAUGUGCACCUUUUAGUCCCGGCAUUAUCUAAAAACAGCACGGCCGUAUAGUAGCAUACUUGAGUAUUAUUCGGCCCAGCAGAUUUUUCUUUUCUUUUUCAAAAAAAAAAAGUAAAUAUCCCCGCCAGCCCUGCGUUUUUUUGUUUUUUCUUCAUUCUCCUCCAAACGCCAACUUCGAUAGCUCUAACCGCACACUUGCACGCCUUUACCAUGCAGAUAAUCGAACCCCUAGAAGCACCGUGUGAGAGCGCGUUAGCACAGAGAAACACAUGAUAAUGGUUUCUUCUUUCAUACUAGCAAGCCUUACUUACCAUAUAACCACCUACCUAAAAGAAAGGGAAUGGAGAGAGAAGGGAAAAGAAAAAAAAGGAAAGAAGGAGGGGGGAACGCAC
Messenger RNA from Tuber aestivum (summer truffle), 4422 nucleotides. NCBI's taxonomy places the organism in Eukaryota, Fungi, Ascomycota, Pezizomycetes, Pezizales, Tuberaceae. The record is from the annotation of a GenBank genome assembly.